GCCUGCUUCUCUUCCAGCUCUCGCAAAACGCCAUGUCGCUCAAAGUACCGAAGGCGAACAACUUGCAGCUCUUCAAAGAAGGUUACAAGCAACUGCAAGGACUUGAAGAUGCCGUAUUGCGCAACAUCCAAGCCGUCUCUGAACUAUCUGAUCUCGUUCGCACCAGUUUUGGGCCAAACGGAAGGAAUAAGCUGCUCAUCAAUCAUCUCGGAAAGUUGUUCGUAACGUCUGAUGCUGCAACAAUCAUCCGAGAAAUCGAGAUAGUGCACCCCGCAGCAAAAUUGCUUGUCAUGGCGUCUCAGGCGCAGGAGGCGGAGAUGGGCGAUGCUACCAACAUGGUGCUGAUCCUCGCGGGAGAACAGCUCAAAAAGGCGGAACAUCUCCUAGUGAUGGGUCUCCAUCCGAGCGAGGUUAUCAAAGGUUACGAGCUCGCUUGCACGAAGGCCCUGUCAGAACUCGAAAACCUCACCAAGUUCUCUCUUCCCUCACCGCUAACGCAGACCGAUCUUGCUGCCGCUCUCAAGCCCGCCAUUGCAUCAAAACAGUAUGGCUACGAGGACAUGCUCGCAUCACUCGUUGCAGAAGCUGCACUGGCAGUAAUGCCACCAAAUCCGAAGAAUUUCAACGUUGACAACGUGCGGGUUGUGAAGAUAAUGGGAGGCAGUCUUGCCGGAAGUACGGUCGUGAGGGGUAUGGUUUUCGGAAGAGAGCCUGAGGGUAUGAUCAAAAAGGUGAAGAGGGCGAAGGUCGCUGUCUUCACGUGCGGCUUGGACAUUGCACAGACCGAGACCAAGGGCACAGUUCUACUGAAGAAUGCUGAGGAGAUGCUCAACUUCACGCGAGGAGAAGAGCAGCACCUGGAGAAGAUCUUCAAAGAGAUCGCUGAUUCUGGCGUGAAGGUCAUCAUCGCAGGCUCGACCAUCGGCGAAUUGGCACUGCACUACCUCAACCGUCUCGAUAUUGCCGUGUUGAAGGUCUUGUCCAAGUUCGAACUUCGCCGUCUCUGCCGCGUCGUCAACGCCACACCACUCGCACGAAUGGGCGCGCCGACAGCAGAGGAAGCAGGUUUCAUCGAUGUGUUCGAAUGCAUCGAAAUUGGUGGCGACCGCGUCACCGUCUUGCGGCAGCUUGUCGAUGGCGAUCCGGAGUACGACCCGUCGUCUGGGGAGAAGACACGGACGGCGACGAUCGUGUUGCGCGGCGCGACGACGAACCGGCUGGAUGACCUCGAGCGCGCGAUUGAUGAUGGUGUAAACGUCAUCAAGGCGCUGCUGAAGGACCCACGGCUGGUGCCGGGCGCAGGCGCGACAGAGCUCGAGCUCGCGCGGCGGGUGGAGACGUAUGGUGCAGGUUUGAAGGGCCUUGCGCAGCAUGCAGUGAGAAGAUGGGCGAGCGCCCUCGAGGUUGUGCCCAGGACAAUAGCGGAGAAUGCGUUUGGUGGUGCCGAGGGCAACGAGAUCGUCAGCCGGCUGUGGGCGAAGCAUGAAGCGCCCGACGGUGAGGCGUGGGGAGUAGACGUCGAGAUGGAAACCGACGGCACUCUGAAUGCGAGCGAGCACGGCAUUUACGACCCGUUAGCGGCCAAAUCGUGGGCCAUCCGACUAGCGACGGAGGCUGCGGUGUCGGUGCUCAGUGUGGACAGCAUCAUCAUGAGCAAACCUGCUGGUGGGCCGAAGAUACCGCAGCAGGCCGGCAACUGGGAUGACGAUGACUAAAUGUACGGUACGGGUACCUACUACUGUGGUAGAAUGUAUACUGAGUUUGACGAUCGCUCCAUUUCCCUGUCUCGACGUCAAUACGAUGAAUACAUAAUGCCAGUAUCCUCUGGGAUGGAGUUCACGGUAUGUGAAGUGAUGGCGAUGUUACGCAGACCAGGAACGUUUUGAAGAUGUGACCGAUGUACAGCAUGACCAAUGUGAGACAUAUAUGACUGAAC
Molecule: messenger RNA, 1936 nt
Organism: Laetiporus sulphureus 93-53
Lineage: Eukaryota; Fungi; Basidiomycota; Agaricomycetes; Polyporales; Laetiporaceae
Product: T-complex protein 1
Exons: 7
Coding region: 33-1715 (560 amino acids)
Biological process (GO): protein folding
Cellular component (GO): chaperonin-containing T-complex
Molecular function (GO): ATP-dependent protein folding chaperone; ATP hydrolysis activity; ATP binding
Source: RefSeq, a predicted model, not a curated record